GGAGAGGAAGGAAAGGGAAAAGGCAUUCAAAGGCGUGACCCGGUGUCCGUCAGGCGUGUGCCCUUCGUCAUUUUUUUAUCGUUUCCUGCGAAGCGACCGUCUCGGAUGGUUCUCAAGAUGGCCCUGCAGCAGGGGAUGUUCCCGGGCGCCCUGUCCCGUUUCCUGUUCAAGAAGGGGGCGGGCGCCGUCAGCAACACACGCUUGUUUGAAUACAGGUGUGGUGGGCAAAGAACGACCACAAAAGGACAGACAGGAAGCGUAUGACAAUCAAUGUGCUGUCUGCCUGCCUUCCUGCUCGUUGCAGCAUCAAGACGACUGUGUGCCGUGCGGUGCCGACCUCUGCGUCGGUGGCUCCACAGCCCAGCUCGGUGCUCAACAAGCAGAGCACGGCCUCGUACGGCAGCGUGCCGUCAUCGAUGAGCACGGAGCCUGACCUGCACCACGUGACGCCCAAGUUCCACACAGAGGUGAGUAGAGUGAGGGAGGAAGGGAGCGGGCGAGAGAGAGAGAGAGAAGGGGAAGGAGGAAGACACGGAUUGUGUGUCUGGUUCGUUGAUUCGUUUGCACACUGCAGAUGGCAUCUCACGAGGUGACGUGGCAGGAGCUGCAGACCAAGGGGUUCGUCGGCUGCUAGAUCGGACACACACAGCCGACGGCCUCAAACACGGUGGCGUUCAUUUACAGCUCUCUAUAUAUCCCCCAUAGCUACAGAUACGCCUGGCUGCGGGUGAGUCUGGCUGCCGACCUUGGCCUGGUGUGUCUGGCUGUCUGUCUGUCUGCCAGUGUUUCCUACGCCUAAUUUGGCGUGACUGGUUACCUGCUAGCGCGCGCAUGGGAGUUCUCGGUCUUGUCCCUGCCUGCCUGCCUGCCUGCUUGCCUGGAUGGAUGGAUGUGUGGGUGUCUAAGUGUUUUGAAGAAGCGAGGGCUGUUGGUUGUAUUUUUCUCCUCGACACCGGAUGGGGUAUGAGCUGUGCGAGUGAUUUUUCGCCCGCCCAGUGAUAUGGGGGGCUGGGCUGCUUUGCUUUGCUGCGCUGCGCUGCGCUGCGCUGCAUGGUGCGUGGGUCUCAUAGUGGUUUUGCACAGACGAGGAAGGCAUGAAGGGAAAUGGGGGAGUGGAUGGGGGAUUGGAUUGGAUUGGGUGGGAGAGGCUCGUGUGAUCGUGUGUGUGUGUGUGCCUUGCAUGGGCAUCGAUUGCGUGUUGUGUGCAGAGAGAUAGAUAGAUUGCCAGACAAUUGAGAUGGGCUGCAUGACAGGAUGGGGCGAGGGGCGGGAAGAACACUGGCUGGAUGACUGUUGGACAAAAUGGAAUCGAGCCGUCUUGGGUCGCUG
Vitrella brassicaformis is the source of this 1329-nucleotide messenger RNA. The record is from the annotation of a GenBank genome assembly. NCBI's taxonomy places the organism in Eukaryota, Vitrellaceae.